AUGGAAUCGGCACUUCUCGCCCGCCAACGAAGAGCCAAGGGUACGAGCCUGCGGUCAGACCGGCUUGACGAGAGGGGGGGGGUGCGGGGGGAAGGAGACCAAGGGACUGGGGACAUUGGAGCGGCUGCGGCGCCGGAGGCUGCUGUUGAUGUGGUGCCUGAGGCUGCCGCUGCUGCUGUGAAGGCGGCGGGGACGGUGGUGGACCCGGUCCUUGCUGGCGGGACUGCCGCUGCCUCUGGCGGCGGCUCAUUUUUGCCCUCUGCCACUCCCCAGGCUGCACCACUGUUUGCUGAGGAGGGGGGGCCGUUGGCGGAACAGGGACAGACGGUGGAGGCGGGGCUGGCUGCAUCCCCGGCACCGGUGGAUGUGCCUAUGAUUGCUGUGGUCGUGUCCGCCGCGGUGGGGAGACGGGAUGGUGAGCCGAACGGUGAGGAAGUGACGGCUGCCGCUGCGUCCGCCGGAACGUCUGCUGCUGACGGGGGCGCAGACAUGCAGGGGCACGGCCAGGCGGCGGGCGGUAGACAGGGUCACGGGAAGGGCGUCGUGGCUCCCGCCGUCUGCGGGAAGACCGGGAAGAGACCCCGCGCCCAGCCAACACCGAGGCGGCCAGGAGCAGGGCUGGGACCUGGACCCCCGGGACCCCUCCUGGGCUGGCCGCUGCAAGGGCAGUCGCCACGAGAGCCAGAGCAUCCGUCGCCAUCUCAAGGCGGCACGUCGGCAAGGAUUGCCACUGCACAAGCAGCGACGUAA
Molecule: messenger RNA, 750 nt
Organism: Closterium sp. Naga37s-1
Lineage: Eukaryota; Viridiplantae; Streptophyta; Zygnematophyceae; Desmidiales; Closteriaceae
Source: the annotation of a GenBank genome assembly